Molecule: messenger RNA, 1716 nt
Organism: Arctia plantaginis
Lineage: Eukaryota; Metazoa; Arthropoda; Insecta; Lepidoptera; Erebidae
Source: the annotation of a GenBank genome assembly
AUGAGUAUUAUCACUCGCAAAGGCCCUAUAGUGGAUCCUGGCUUGUGUAGAUGUUGUGGCGCCAUUAAGAAAUGUCGCAUUAUGACCGUUGAAUAUGAUUAUUUGGAAACGAAAGAAGUGUAUUCAGAAAUUUUUGUAGACACUUUCGGUCUAGUGCUUUCUCAUUUAGAUGGUGAAGAGACAGAACGGCUAAUAUGUGCAACGUGUGUAGUCCGACUGCGGGAUGCUCGUGCUUUUAGACUCCAGGUUUUGCAAUGUGAGGAGAGAUUACUGAGUGCUGCUCUACAUAUUCAUGAAGAUGACACAAACACUUUAAAAGCCGAAGCAGUAGUGAAAGUAGAAGUUGAAGACCCGCCUCCACAGCAAGAAUCUGAAAAUGAGGUGUUGGAUACACAAUUAGAAGAUAGUGCUAUGGAUGAUGGUGGAAUAGAUGAUUACCCGGACCUGUUAGAUGAGGAUGUGCAAAUUAUAAAAAAAGAAGCAAAAUCAAAAUUAAAGAAAUCACCCAAGCAGAAGAAAAGUUUGAUUAAGAAGACUGUCGGUCGAAAGUCUACCGUCGCUCACGAUGGAGUGGCUAAAAAAGAAGUACUUAAGAGAAGGAUUAACCAGAGAUCGGAGAAUAGCGAAAGCCAAGAUCACUACCAAUAUAUCAAGAAACCAAACGUAGAAACCGAAUACAAAUCCUGUGCGAAUACAAUCACAAUAGUCGAAAACUCCUUUGUAUGCCCCUUCUACACUUCCUAUAGCAACUACUAUUGUAUUUACUGCAAAGAAAUAUUUACGGACCCAAAUCAACUACGAGAACACACCUCCACUCAUGACCCAACAACAUUCAAAGACAACAUAGCAGAAAGAAAAUUACUCUUAGUUGACAUUGUCCGAAUCGACUGUCGCCUUUGCCUGACAAAAAUUGAUGACAUAGAUUUAUUAAAAAGUCACCUUACCAACUGUCACGAUAAAAAAUUCUACCAAACUUCUAUGGAUUUUUUAAAGUUCCGUUUAACCAUUAAUAAUUUGACGUGUACCGAAUGCGGAAGUACGUUUAGUUUCUUUCACGCAUUAAAAAAACAUAUGGCUGAGCAUUUUGGUCCGUGUAUAUGUGAUAAAUGCGGCGCUCAUUAUUUCGAAGAAAGAAUGUUAAUUUUGCAUCAAAAGUCUCACCAGAAAAUAGAAGUAUCGUUUUCCUGUAAAGAUUGUGGUAAAACGUUUAAAUCUAAACACAGUAGGAAUUUACACGAAACUAAAAUGCAUAAGAAAGAGCCGGCGUAUCCUUGUUAUAAAUGCGACGAGGUUUUGUUCUCCUACUCUUUAAGGUACAGACAUAUGAUUGAUGUACAUGGUGACAAGAGAAUGUUCCCUUGCGAGCACUGUGAUAGAGCUUACGACAGCCGAAAGUCCCUUCGAGAACACAACCGUCGUUACCAUUUAAAAAUUUUGAAACACCAGUGUGACCUAUGCGAUAAAAGAUUCUACCUACCAUCGAGAUUAAAGGAGCACAUGGCAACACAUACGGGGGAAAGAAAUUUUCGAUGUGAAUAUUGCGGGAAAUCUUAUCCAAGAUUAAGGGGUCUUAAAGUUCAUAUGCAAUCACAUAAUAAUGAGAAAAAAUACAGUUGUGUUAUGUGUAACGCUUCUUUUACACAAAAUGUUAAUUUGAAGAGUCAUAUGAAACGGCAACAUCAGAGCUUAGAUAUAGAAGGCGCAUAUGCUGAAUAA